This is a messenger RNA of Mytilus trossulus (common blue mussel), 3641 nucleotides long. RefSeq names its product GDP-fucose transporter 1-like. Gene Ontology annotation, biological process: GDP-fucose import into Golgi lumen; protein O-linked glycosylation via fucose. The transcript has 6 exons. Gene Ontology annotation, molecular function: GDP-fucose transmembrane transporter activity; antiporter activity. The record is from RefSeq and is a predicted model, not a curated record. Bases 86 to 1138 code for a protein of 350 amino acids. Gene Ontology annotation, cellular component: Golgi apparatus. Lineage: Eukaryota; Metazoa; Mollusca; Bivalvia; Mytilida; Mytilidae.
UAGAAAGAGAUGCAAGCAUUAACGUGACCCGGACCUAUUGACGUGCCAACAGUCCAAACUAGUCAACCCGAACUUGCAAAAAUCCAUGAGAAGAGGACCACUUGGCUUUUACAAAAGCCACAAAAUGGAGUCAAGAUUUACACAAUACGUCACGAUAGCUGCUGUUGUCGCUACAUAUUGGUGUGUGUCUAUAUCUAUGGUGUUUCUGAACAAGUAUCUGUUGAGCAGUGAGGAUCUUAAGUUGAAUGCCCCAUUAUUUAUCACAUGGUACCAGUGUGUUGUAACAGUUGGGAUAUGUCUUGGACUAAGUUAUAUAUCCAAGCUCUUCCCAAAUCAUAUCACCUUUCCACAGGUAGAUUUUGAUCUAAAGAUAUGCAGAGCAACUCUACCACUGUCUAUUGUUUUUGUAUCCAUGAUAUCAUUUAACAACUUGUGUUUGAAGUUUGUUGGUGUGGCAUUUUACUAUGUUGGCAGAUCAUUAACCACUGUAUUCAAUGUGGUAUUUUCUUACUUUAUUCUGAAACAAACAACAUCAUGGAAGGCAAUGGGAUGCUGUGGUAUAAUAAUAUGUGGAUUCUUCAUGGGAGUCGACCAAGAAAAAGUAGCAGGGUCAUUGUCAGUUAUGGGCGUAGUCUUUGGAGUUUUAGCCAGUGCUAGUGUAGCAAUGAAUUCUAUAUAUACAAAGAAAGUACUGCCAUUGGUUGAUAACAACAUAUGGAGACUAACAUUAUACAAUAACAUCAAUGCAUCAUUUCUCUUCUUACCAUUGAUGGCAUUGUUCGGAGAGGCACCUGAGGUCAUAUUUUUCCCCAAACUGGGAAAUCUGUCAUUUUGGUUUUACAUGACUUUAGGUGGAGUGUUUGGUUUUGCCAUUGGCUAUGUUACUGGCCUACAGAUUAAAGUAACAUCUCCAUUAACACAUAAUAUUUCCGGCACAGCUAAAGCUUGUGCCCAAACUGUGAUGGCAUGUUCUUAUUAUGGUGAUAUUAAAUCUACUCUGUGGUGGACCAGCAAUGCUGUAGUGCUGGCUGGGUCUGGAGGUUAUACAGAGGUCAGACGAAGAGAGAUGGACCAACAACGUAAGGAGGCAGUCAUGGUUUUAGCAGAGAAAGUAAACGUAGAUAAAGAUAUGCCCUGAUUCUAUGUUAUAAUAUAAACUGUACUAACAUAUCUGAUCAGAUUGAUACUCAAUGUGGGAUUUAAUAAAACUUACAAAACCAAGGUUGGUGAGGCUAUGCAUGAAGUUAAUUUGUUGUAAUGUUGAUGAAUUUCAAAGUUACAAUGUAUGUGGGCUCCCUUUAAAAUUAGAUAAUGCCUUUUCAAUUUAUAAUAAGUCUUUACAAUACUUAAUUUAAUGCAAAACUAGUCAGAAUAAUACAUUUGAUUCAUGAUCAUGUCAAUUCCAUUAAAAUACCAGAAAAACUCUUUGACUAUUCACUGAUUUCUGACAUCAUUUUAAAAAUUUUCGUGGGCUAACUGGUAUUCUGUAUCUUUGAAGUGACAAAGUCUUGUGUCUGUUUGACAUUUUCAAACACAAGGUCUUUAUUCUUAUGUACAUAAUUCAACCCUGCUAAAAUUAAUAUGUUAAUUUUAUCUUUUUUUAUACAUUGAUGCAUUUUAAGCAGUCAUUAAAAAUUUCUUUCUAAUAUAUAUAAUAUUCAUCCUGUUGGUCAACAUACUGAUUUAGAUUUUAUGCCAAACCAGCAGAAAAAUUACAUCACUUAAAACCUUAUACUUUGACAGAAAUAUAACGAUUGGAAUCAAAUGUAUUAUUUCUCAUAGAAAGACUUUGAACUGUCUACAACUGCAGCUAUAGUCCGAGUUGAUUUAAUAAAAAAAGAGAUGUUGUUUAAUUUGGACCAUAGAGACCUAAAAUGUGUUCCAUAGGUCUUUAUUCUUAUUGGUGUUCUAGAAAUCCAUUUUUACUGUGUUAAGCAAAAAAUUUUGUUACAUUACUGAUAGAUUUUAUACAGAGGGUUUUAUAUGUUUGGUAUUUAUAUAAUGAGGCAUAUUUUGUGUGUAUUGUUUGUUAACUUGUUAUGUUUAAGAAAUGAUGAAUGGUUAGUUGUAAAAUAUCAGUAGGUUUGUUUUUCUUUUGAUUCCUACUUAAAACUUGUUAAAUUUUUUGUCUAUGAUUUUUUUUAGUUCUCUGCAUCAAUUUUGUUUCCCAUCAAUGUCUGACACUGUCAUUAAUAAUCACCUCAUAAAUGUUUUAAAUGCAGCAACCCAGAUAACAAGAGUAGUCAUUUAACUUUAACAUUGCUUCCAUAAUGAUAUGUAUUAUCAGUUAUGCUUUUAGACAUCCAUGUGGAAUAAAAUUGUGCUAUAAUUGAAUACCUUUAUGUAUUUUUGUACCUUUUUGUACUGUUAACCUAAGUAUAAAAAAAUCAUCAGACUUUUUGAUUGAUCUCUUUGAUUUUGCUGUAAGUGUUAUUGUCAAAAAACAAGUAAGUAAGAUGAAGAUACAUAUAUGUUAACCUUUUUAUAUAGAAAUCCAUUUUGGACAAUUUCAGUCCCUAUUACAUUAAAUGUGUCUUACUAAUCUGCCUCUCUUAAGAUCCUUUCUUCUAUAUUAAAUCAUGUCUUUCAAUUGUUACAACCAACACUAUUAUCAAUAAGAUCUAACAUAGGGGAUGUAAACCACUUCUUUUUUUACUGCCAUUUUUACAUGUUUAUACAAACCAAAGUGAAAUCUCAAUGACAAUCAUAACUUCAGUUGGCAUUCUGAAAGUUGACCUUUGAAAAAAAUCUCGAACCCUUUUAUAUAUAAUAACAAAAAUACUAAUCAUGGAAUUCUUUAAUAAAUUGAAUAGAAUUUAAAAAAUAAAUCAAAUUUGUGAUAAUAGCAGGUUUUCACCAUACAUGUACGAUAUUUAUUUAAUCCACACAUGUGUUGAGUACUUUCAUCACUUUUGGGCAUUAAUCAUACAUAUGAGAAUUAUCAUGUUAGUUCUUAAGUGACCAUCUACAUACAUGGGCGCAAUUUCAAGAACAAAAGUAAGACAUUUUCUGUACCCACAUUUUAAGGAAAUACAUUUAAAAUGAUUUCUUAUUUAUAUGGACUAAUCAUCAACAAUAAAUUUAACCAAAUGUGCAAUGAAUCUCAUUAAAUAAUCAUUAUCCAUAUUUUUUAAUUCCAUUUCAAUGUAUUAAUAUUCUGUGUAAUUAAAACCUCUUACAGACUUACAACCAAAGGGACUAAAAAGAUUGUAUGAGCUUGUCUUUGUAAGCAAAUUUAAUCGGAACAUUUUUUUCUGGAAAAACAAAAAAUUGUGUUGUUAAGGAUGUAUGAUUUUAUGGUUUUUUAACAACAUUCUGCAUAAAUUGUACAAGCCUGUAGAAAAUCUGUAUUGUGUUGAACUGUUGGUUUUUGCAUAUACUAAAUAAUGCAUAAAAAUGAAUUCCUCUCAUAUAUAAUAAUCAUGAUAAUGAAUCUGUAGUACUUUGUAAUAGAAUGGCUGUGUUAUUAUAGAGUCAUUUUUAAGUAGGUACAUUGUUUGAUGGGUUGUAUAAUAUAUUUGUAGUUAGCUAUAACAUUCCUAAUCUGUAGUGUUGAUGUUUGAGAUAAAUAAAUAAAACACUGAAUAUUUUGUAAUAUAUGCACUCAUCUGCUUGAAUAAAGAUAAAUAUUUUGUUAUACA